This is a messenger RNA of Mugil cephalus (flathead mullet), 1192 nucleotides long. RefSeq names its product low affinity immunoglobulin gamma Fc region receptor II-like. Bases 75 to 866 code for a protein of 263 amino acids. Gene Ontology annotation, molecular function: transmembrane signaling receptor activity. The record is from RefSeq and is a predicted model, not a curated record. The transcript is spliced from 5 exons. Gene Ontology annotation, biological process: cell surface receptor signaling pathway. NCBI's taxonomy places the organism in Eukaryota, Metazoa, Chordata, Actinopteri, Mugiliformes, Mugilidae.
CAUCGUCAGCAGCUGUAGGAGACGACAAAACUUUUAUUGUUUCAUCUAUUGUCUUUGCUUCUUCAGUGACUGUGAUGAUCCUGCUGUGUGCACACAAUCAGGAAGUUGAUGCAGCUUUUCUUCGUAUCUCUCCAAACAGACUGCAGUUCUUUGAAUAUGAGUCGGUCACUUUGUACUGUGAUGGAGUCUUUUACUGUGAUGUUGAACAUAAAUUGAUUGGGGUGAAGCCCUCGUGUUGCACCACUAAUGACAGAACAUUUAAAGGACCUACCUGCACCAUUAAGAAUAUUUAUGAAGAGGACUCUGGGAAGUACUGGUGUGAGGAAGGAGGGCAGAGAAGUAACAUCAUCAACAUCAAUGUCGUUUCUGGUUCUGUGAUCCUGGAGAGUCCUGCUCUUCCUGUGGUGGAGGGAGAAGAUGUGACUCUGAGCUGCAGAACCAACAAAUCUUCCUCCAACAUCACCAUUGAUUUCUACAAAGAUGGAAUCCUCGAGUGGAGAAGCUCCACAGGAAACAUGAACAUCAAAACAGUCUCCAUGUCUGAUCAUGGAUACUACAAAUGUCACAUUUCUGGAGUUGGAGAAUCACCUCAGAGCUGGCUGACUGUUAGAGAGAUGAAUCCUACCUCCUCCUGCAGGUGUAAUGAAAAUCUUACAGAACACCUUUACGGCUGUCAUGUUUACCCCUUCCUCAGGACCGUGUUCACCAUCAUCAUGGUGGCGCUGUUGCUGCUGCUGCUCGGAUAUCUUCACUGUGUGUUAGACAGACAUAUAAAACAUGAUUCAUCUCAAACAGAAAAAGGAGAUUUCUGUUACAUUAAAGAAAAAGAUGGUCUGGAUGACAACCAACAAAAGCUAGUUCAGUAGCUAAAAUUAAGCCCAUUGCUAUCAGUCUUCUUUUUUUAUGCUUCUAGACUCAGGGUUAAACACUGUGACUGUACCAGGAAAUUAUUGUGUUUCUGAGAAACCUGUGUAACAUAUCUGCCAAAGUGGUUUUUAAACCUUUCGAUCUUGCUAUAACCAGCCUGACAUAUAAUAUUUAAAAUAACCACAACGUCUGAGCGCUUAUAUUUAUUGAUGCUGAUUUUUAGAAACAUGUGUGCUCUGACAGUGUGUCACCACAACUUGUUGUCUUCCUUUCUUUGCAAUUUUGUCAAGUCUGAAGAAAAAUAAAAUGCAUUAUUAACAUGCUA